Cyanistes caeruleus (blue tit) is the source of this 698-nucleotide messenger RNA. Lineage: Eukaryota; Metazoa; Chordata; Aves; Passeriformes; Paridae. The record is from RefSeq and is a predicted model, not a curated record.
CUCAGCGCUCACACUCUCUCUGAUUGGCGCUCGCGGCCGUCCAUCACCCUGCGGGCCCGCCCAGCCGGCGGUUGCGGCGCUGAGGGGAGGCUCCGCCAUGGCGCAGCCCGAGGAGCCGCAGCCCGCGGUGCUUCCCUCCUGCCCGCUGCCCACCAAGAUCUGCCAUGUGGCCCGCAGCGAGCGGCCGCGCUCCUGCUGCGGCAUGGCCAUGGCCGGCUUCCGCACUGCCAAGUACCAGAUGCCCGAGUGGCAGCGCCGCAACGCCGGCGUUUGCUCCAAGGCGGUGUCGGCGGGCGAGGAGGCGGAGCGGGGCCGCGCCGAGGCCGCGCACCUGAUGAAGCAGGCGGCCGCCAACGCGCAGCGAGCCCAGGAAUACUCCAGAGCAACGCUGGGCCAGCGGCUGCAGGACAUCCAGUUCUGGAGGGUGGAGCUGCAGAAGGAGAUCAUGGAUCUGGACAACGAGACCAACAUGCUGGCGGCGCAGAAGCUGCGGCUGGAGCGGGCGCUCGAUGCCACCGAGGUGCCCUACGCGGUUGUCAUCGAUAACCUGGAGUGCCGGGACCGGCGGCAGCCCCCGGACCUGGUGAUCGAUGAGGUGGAGAGGCAGCUGCUGAAGGAAGCAGAUCUUAUCCGGGAUAUCCGGGAUCUUCUGAAAAGAACCAUCAUCCAAGCUACCACCCAGAUAAGGUAAAACAUUU